Molecule: messenger RNA, 1707 nt
Organism: Gopherus evgoodei (Goodes thornscrub tortoise)
Lineage: Eukaryota; Metazoa; Chordata; Testudines; Testudinidae
Product: SCAN domain-containing protein 3-like
Exons: 2
Coding region: 215-958 (247 amino acids)
Source: RefSeq, a predicted model, not a curated record
CCGGGGCGGAAGCUCUUUGUCCGGGAACCGGCCCGGCCUCCCCCUGCGUCCGGGCGGGGCGGCGAGCCCCCCCCAGGAGCCUGGGUGUGUCCAGCCGGACCGAGGGAGAGAUGCAAGCUGGAGAACUAGAGCGCAGGCCCCAGCAGAGAUAGGCUGGUCCCUGAAGACAGAUCAGCAGCUCCUGGGUCUCCACAUCCAGGCUCCAUGAGAGAAUAUGGAAACAGCAGAGCCAACGGGCCCAAAUGCAGGGAAUGAGCUGGAGAGAGAUGGGAAGGAGCCAGUCCUGGGACCAACCAUCUCAGUAAGUCCUCGAUGGUCCCGCACAGGAUGGCAACAGUUGAGGACUGAGCAGUGUGACAGGAUGUCCCAGUAUCAGAAAGAUCAACUUCAGGAGGAGCUACAGAGCUUACGGACACCUGCUGAGGUUGUGCCGACAUCAGUCCCUGCAAUAAAAAAGCCUCCGCUGCUGGAUUUGACCCCAGAGGAGGAUAUUGAGGCCUAUCUGGCUUCCUUCGAGCAAGUGGCUGAAGCCUGCCAGUGGCCUAGAGGAGAGUGGGUGACCCGCCUUGUGCCAGCCCUCAGCGGAAAAGCUCGGCAGGCCAUUAGCAACCUGGAUGCCAGAGAUGCUGGAGAUUAUGGGAAGGUGAAGGCAGCUGUCCUGCGAGGGUGUGACAUUGGCAUGGAGACACAGCGCCAGCGCUUCAGGCAGUUCCGCUACCAGGAGGCCGAGGGGCCCCGGGCAGUUUUCUGCCGACUCUGGGAACUCUCCCAUCGAUGGCUGAAGCCGGAGAUCCGCACCAAGGAGCAGAUCAUGGAGCUGCUGAUCCUGGAGCAGUUCCUGACCAUCCUGCCAGAAGAAAUCCAAAGCUGGGUUUCUGAACAUUGCCCAGAGACGUGUGCCCAGGCAGUGUCCCUGGCUGAGGAUUUCCAGGUAGGACCGCAACAGGCGGGGAUAUGAGAGCAGCAGGUAGGCGCAGUUGCGGGGGAAUGUCCAGGGUGCUCCAUUGGGCUCAGCACUGGGGUUGGAGCUGUUUGGGACUCAGGGUUCCGCUGGGUCCCCAGCCACAGGGAUUUUCACAGCUCCCUGCUCUGCACACCCUGCCAUUCUCUCUGGGUAUAAAUGUCACUGCCUCCCUUAUGCAGAGUCAUGCAGGACUCUUGGGCAAUAAUUUCACUAGUACCUGCAGCUGCUGGGAGAGUGCAGUGAUGUCUCCCAACAUCUGAAUUGAUUAGGAGCCUCAUUAACUGACUGGGGCUCCGUGUGAAUCUAGUGUUUGCUGUUAGGAGGCAAUGCAGUAUGGCCUGAUCCUAGAGACCCAGCCCUGACCAUCCUCUGUGUGUCACAUGCAGCCGUCAUGUCCAUGGGGUAGGAGUGUCUCCCGAGCUGCUUCACCUCACAGGACGUGAGUGGCGUAGUAGCUGCAGGUACUAGUGAAAUUGCCAAAGGGUCCUGCGUAACAGGCCAUGGCUUCUUUCUUUCAGCACCUCCCAGAGAUGGCGUCCUGGGGAGCCUGCGUCUCCCUAGGUCCAAGCUCCUCCCAGGCUCAUAUUGCACAGCCUCAGCCUCCUAUUCCUGUUACCUCUCCCAUUAGGUACAGGACCUGCUGGCCAAAGCAGCUUCUGUCUGAGGAGAGGGUGCCCUUUGCCACAGGCACUAUUCAGGUAUGAUUUCCCCCUCACUCCCAGCCCCUGGCUGCCCAGUGACCC